Gymnodraco acuticeps is the source of this 1974-nucleotide messenger RNA. Its product is annotated as condensin-2 complex subunit G2-like. The record is from RefSeq and is a predicted model, not a curated record. Gene Ontology annotation, biological process: mitotic sister chromatid segregation. NCBI's taxonomy places the organism in Eukaryota, Metazoa, Chordata, Actinopteri, Perciformes, Bathydraconidae. The coding region runs from base 125 to 976 and encodes 283 amino acids. Gene Ontology annotation, cellular component: condensin complex; nucleus. The transcript is spliced from 10 exons.
ACGCGUUUUAUCCGAAUUUGCGCGGGCUCUUAUGGCAGGCUGUCGUUCAGCGGCUGUCGGAUCACAGCAUUAUUAAUACAAAGGAAUAUUGGUGUUGUUUCACGUCUUUUGGAGAACCACAAACAUGUCGAAGCGAGAGGCUUUUCUAGAGUCCUGCUGUACGGAGAAUGUGGAUGAUUUCCUCCGCUUUAUUCAGCUUCAUAGGAACAAGACGGAGCCCUUCGAUGUGGAGGAAGUUCUGCAGGAGAUGAACAGAGACCAGAGGCAGACGCUGUGGGGGAAACUGUCCUCUCUCCUCCAGGACGUCCUGCAGGAGGAAAGGAGAGAGGAAGGGAGUGAGGAAAGGAGAGAGGAGGCCAUGGAGGUGGAGGCAGCUGCAGACCCUAGUCACGUGAGGUCUGUAGUGGACGGUGUGACUCUGGUGGCUGCUGAGUCCCUAAAGGUCCUGCAGGACGGAGAAACCUACAGUUCUCUUCUGGAAAUCAUCCACAGGCUGCAUGAUCUGUUGGAGCUGCAGCCGGUCUCCGAGGCUCCGCUGCAGCUCCAGAUCCUCAGACUGUGUGACGCCUGGUGGAAGAAAGAUCUGAAGGAGAAGGAAACGUUCGGUCGCAGCGCUAUGAUCAUCGCUCUGACGAAGAGCUUCGACCUGAAGAAACCGGGCACAGAGAUCCAGAGAGUGUGGAGUCUCCGGGAGGUUCUCCUGGGUCUGGACUACACGUCAGAAGACAACAAGCAGAUGAUGGAUCUGCUGCUGAAGUGCUUCCAGCGCCCGGCUUUCCUCAGGAACGACGACGAAAAGGGGAACGUGAAGAGGAAGAAGGUUCAGAUCAUGGAAAAGAUCGAGAGUAAACCGGAUCUGGCGCUCGAUUAUCUGGAAUAUCUUUUCACCCACUCUUCAACUCGAGAGAAAGUUCUGGAUCUGGAUCAGAGAAAACUGACGCAGCUUCACAAAGUGCUGGAAAACUGGAGGGUUUGAGUUCAGUGUUUCUAUGGUGGAGCUCCACAGGAGGACUCUUGACGUAGCCGUGAAGAACGGAGGAAGCAUCCUGUCCAAACACAAAGGCUUUCUGGGAAAGGUACUUGUGGAUUUAAAGUGGGGAGGAUAUCUCUAAAGGAUGGACGCAAUGGUAUGAUCUGAGUGAUGACGGCGUGUCGUCUCAAAGCUUAAGAAGUAUUCACGACCCCCUCCUCUCAUAAUGGACUCUCCCGUUUCUGCUGUAAUAGAGACAUCUUGAUAUUAUAAGGGCACAUUUAUUUAUGUACAUUUUUCAAGUCAUCCCAGGACUCAUGUCAGCAUGCAACAACAUCUCCCAUCUCAUCCUCAUCCUGGUACAGAUUGCGAUGCGUUUGAACUCACUAACUGCCUUGUCUCCGGUGUUUUAUGUAAAUAAGAAGAUGAUAAUAUAAUGAUUUGCAGGGGCUUUGUGGCAUUAUAUUGAAAUAUGUCAACCUGGUUAUUACCGUCUGUCCCAUUUGUUCAAUUCUGUUUGAGAACUCGUACCAAAGGAACGGAAACAAACACAAACGUAGCGACAUUUCUUUUGUCAUGCAGUGUUAUUUGAUUGUUUACCUCUAAUUGUACGGUGGCCCUCCGUAUUGUUGUUAUUUAUGCUUGAUUAUACACAAGGAAUGCACAUAUGCAAAGAGUACAAUGAUUGCACUGUAUAUUUGACGAGGAUGUAAGUGAAGGGGCAUUUUAGGGCUAUGAACAAGUGCUAAAGUGUGAAAUGAAGGAUACUUGAAGAAGUGUUUUGAUUGGCGUUCGAACCAAUCGUGAAUAAUGUGAGCAGCCGUUUGAAGAGGACUUGAGUUCAGUUGUGAGGUUUGUACCGUUGGACGUUUUAAAUACCUGUUAUCGAUCCUGUGCCUUAAAUAAACCCGCGGUGUAAUGUUUGCCUUCUUUAUGUUAUUAUUAUUUUGAAUGAAAUGACGCCUCGGGGGUUUUGAGGAAUAAAUGUUUUCUCUUGUGGAAAA